AUGCCGGUCCCUGUUCAAAACCUUCCUGAAUGGCCAUCGGAAGUCGAAGCGCAUCCUCUGCUCGUUAUCGACUAUCAACUACUGAAAGCAGGCGACAAAGACGAGAUCAAUAGAUUAUGGGAGGCCGGAACGACGUUGGGCUUCUGGUACUUGAAAAAUCACGGCGCCGAACAAGAUUUCGUCGCGAUGUGGGGUAUGGGGGAGGAAGUCUUUAAGCUCCCACUUGAGGAAAAGAUGAAGUACGAGCAGGGUGAUGAAGGACUUUCCUUUGGGUACAAAGCAGUGGGUCAUUACAUCGUGGACGCCGUAGGCAACCCAGAUCCCGUUGAGGGCGUCAACGUUGCCAAAGACGACGCACUAUCUUACCCCAAAGUCUCCCGAAGAGAGUAUCCAUCUGUCAUAAACGACCUCAUGGACCCCGUCAUCACGCCUUUCGUAGAGAAAUGUGUCGGUAUCAGCAAUACCUUGAUCGAAAUCUUCAACGACAAGCUUGGAUUACCAGAAGGUACUCUAGCCAAGUUCCAUAAGCGGGAGGAGUUCAGCUCCAGCGAGACGAGGACUAUCAAGGCCCCCGCGAACUUGACACCGGGUAAAUUGGCUAUCGGGGGUCAUACAGAUUUUGGGACUUUGACGCUUUUGGUGAAUAAUCUUGGAGGACUGCAAGUCCUUCCGCCUGGAACAACCGAGUGGCGGUAUGCAAGGCCGCUUCCAGGACAUAUGAUAUGCAACGUCGGUGAUGCUCUGACCAUGUUCAGCGGCGGGUUGCUCAAUUCAAAUAUCCAUCGUGUCGUACCUCCUCCAGGUUCACAAUCUAAACAUGAUCGGUGGUCACAAGUUUACUUCACCAGGCCUGCGAACGACACACCUCUCUCCCCGUUGCUCGAGAGCUCUAUCAUAUCUACAGCAUUUAAUAACCUUACUCCGGAGAGACAGCAGAGCCUCAGUCCAGGUGUUACUGCAUACGAAUGGUUUACUAGGCGGCAGAAGAAUUAUAGGACGAAGAAUCAUAAGGGAGCAGAGACAUGGGCUGCAAAUAGAGGAACAGAGCAUGGCCGUGCAUAA
Messenger RNA from Lentinula edodes (shiitake mushroom), 1062 nucleotides. Its product is annotated as Clavaminate synthase-like protein. The record is from RefSeq and is a predicted model, not a curated record. The transcript has 6 exons. Gene Ontology annotation, molecular function: dioxygenase activity. The coding region runs from base 1 to 1062 and encodes 353 amino acids. NCBI's taxonomy places the organism in Eukaryota, Fungi, Basidiomycota, Agaricomycetes, Agaricales, Omphalotaceae.